Molecule: messenger RNA, 4859 nt
Organism: Lineus longissimus
Lineage: Eukaryota; Metazoa; Nemertea; Pilidiophora; Heteronemertea; Lineidae
Exons: 6
Coding region: 139-2793 (884 amino acids)
Source: RefSeq, a predicted model, not a curated record
UUCUAAUCCAAAAAACAUUCCUCUUCCAAACAUUACGGCGAAGCUGAAUCUCAAUUCAUUUCAAGAUUAGAAGAUCUUUCCGAGAGGAGACUGAUUUAUUUACGGGCAAGGUUUACAACUAAUUCGCCGAAGUAGACAAUGGAACACGUACGACAAGAAGUUGGCCUUAAUAGUUUUGCGUGUGAUUUUUUCCAGUUAUUUACUAAACUCGUGCGUUUAGUGCCAAAAAUAACUGUGGAUGGAAAAGUAACCUUUGCGUUUCUGGAUGUGAUCGAGGCUAUUUCGGGACAGGUACUCGACGACCACUUUUCUCAGAGCCUAGCCGAUAAGGUGGCUUCCUAUUCUGGACUUAGGGUUGUGUUUUCCAUUGCGGCUGAUUGUUCGGAGCGACAUUACUUUUCUGGUGGAGACCGGUGCGAUGAUACGCUUUACAUUAGGUGUUCUGCUGUUUGCCGUGAUAACCUGAAUGUAAACGACUUCUGGCUCGGAUAUUGCCCGAGUGAAUGGCCAGAAUUAGAAAAUGUGACCCAAGAUUUCCAAUCUACGAUGAUGAAAUUUGGGCGUGAUUUGAUAAGAUCUGACAUUUUAGUGCCGUUAUUUUCUGGAGGACAAGAGGACAAUCGAGUCGAUGUUUUUCUGAGUUUCUUGUCACUCGUGAGGAACUUUUGCCAGAAGAAGACAAAAAGCUCCGAUUGGGCUGAUUGGUCUUCUUCCUCUUUCGACAAAAAUACUCUUAAAUGGGUAUUUUCUAUAUUGAACUUUUUAAACCAACAAUUAGACAAGUCGAGCGAAUUUGAUGAUACUGGGUUUGCAUUCGACACGAAUGUGGAGGCGAAUGCCACCAUUCCAAGGUACUUGUUUAGCAAGUCCUGUUGGAUUCGAGGGAGAUAUUUCCUCGUAUCUUUUGAGAAGUUAGAGGCGCUUCGACUGGCCCCCCACCAGGCUAUAUUCGUGUCUUCUGAGGCCGAGAGCGUCGCGGGAACACCGCUGCGGGACGAACUUGAUCACCAAUGCGAAAAAGGUUACGAGGCUGCCCCGUCGUCGUCGCCGUCUCACAUGAGGAAUAUUUUUGAUUCAUUUUCAAAUUCUGAUAUUAAACUUCUAUCGCCCAUCGAAGAAGACACUGAAGGCGAAGUUGUCGCAACCUCGCUCACCGAUGGCACUAUCCGGGACGCCGGAGAGCUUGUUUGGCCCAUUCAAACGUCUGUUGCACAAGUGUGCUCCGAAGACGACUCGGUCAUCAAUCAAAGCGCGAGGACCGAAGAAGCAGCCCCCGUCCUGAUACCGGCCCCUACAAGCGGUACUCAGCGAGAAUCGAACCACAAUCGGAAAAGAGAUGGCGAAGAUGAUGGUUACCCUUGUCCCGACUCGGAGGCGAUCCGCUAUCAAUAUUCUUACUCAGAAUUAGAUCCGCUGCAAACAGUGUCAACAAAUGAACAAUUAGUGUCAAACGACGAACAGCAGCCCCGUAUCACUGGCGACGGCGAAUCACACCCUCAAUCUGUUGCACAAGUGUGCUCCGAAGACGACUCGGUCAUCAAUCAAGGCGCGAGGACCGAAGAAGCAGCCCCCAUCCUGAUACCGGCCCCUACAAGCGGUACUCAGCGAGAAUCGAUCCAAAAACGUAAAAGGGAUGGUGGAGACGAUGAUGAUGAGGCAGAUGAAGAUGAUUUAAACGACGAACAGCGGCCCGCGGAGGACCCCGCGACCAUGAAUGCUAAAGAAACCCCAGCCCUCGCUACAAUUAGUGCGCCGGAUGCUCAGCCACAGAAAAAAAAGAAGAAAAAGCGAAGAAGGGACGAUGAUCAUCAGUCCGUCCUAUGUACAGUCGAGGGAUCACAUCUUCAAACAGUGCCGCGAGUGAUGUGUCUCGAGGAAGGACCGACCAUUGCUUUAAAGGAAGUAUCCACCACCCCCGCCCCAGUCGGUACAAAUGAUGUUCAUCAUCAGAAAAAGAAAAAGGCCAAAAGGGCUAGGAGAGUAGAGCACCAUCAUAUUGUUGAAGAAGAUGGCGAAGGGCGAUUCACAAACUCGGAGACGAAACAUCUCCCUCAGGCUAAGGCCCAACACGCAGAUUCGCAGCAAGCGGAGAAGGAACGACCGUCCGCUCCAUCACCGUCGCCAGUCGUCUGCAGUAUCGUCGACGGCGGUGAAUCUCAUCUUCAAGUCUGUACCCCGUCGACGAAAAAUAAGAAAACUAAACCCGAAAGAAAUGAGCAUCGGGCUUCAACGAAAAACCGAGUGCGUGAUAAAGAAUCCUCUCAAUCAAAGAAGAAGAAGUAUCAAGAGGGUCAGCAGCCCUCGCGCAGAAAAUGUUCCUCGCCCGUUAUACAAGUGCAGGGAUUUGAAUCCGCUUCUGAUCGGGCGAGUGUAAGUGGGGUGGCCACACCACAGGAAGUCGUCUCAAAUACGUCGUUUGAUACGGAUCCACCCAGCACUAGUGAGGAUGAUAGCAGCGAGCAGGGCGAGCGAGCAGACUUCAACUGUUUCUUAUGCCAAGAGGCGGACGCUGCAGAGGAGGGGACCUUAUUUCAUCGUCUCCGGGCUCGUACUAACCUAGCACUAUCCAAGGCUGAACUCAACGUGACUCGGUUUCUUUCCAAUCACUACUCAUUUUUAUAUUCUAAUCUAACAAGUGAAACGGGACGGGCUAAUUUUAGGGAAUAUUUUCACGCAGGCUUUGAACAUUUUAUUGAGCUAAUUUUAGAAAAAGAAGUUCAACACAAGGUUUUCGUACGCUCUUCAGAGUACGCGAAACGCGUCAAUAAGGCCCAGUGCCUAGAAAGCGAGUAGGCCCAGGCUCUAAAAGACCUCUUCCUCCGGGAAAAGGUUUAUCCGAAGUACCUCCACGGAGACCAGGGGCGGGAAUUUUUUAAUGCCAACGUUUCAAAGUUACUAAAAGACAUUGGAAUUAAACUGUUUUCUGUCCACAGCGAAACAAAGGCGGCGCUAGCGGAAAGAUGGAACCGGACCCUGAAAUCUAAAGUUUAUAAAUUCAUUACGAAAAACAAUACCCAUCGUUACGUAGACGCCCUGCCCGCUCUAGUCGAGAGUUACAACAACGCUGUACACAGAAUAACGAAAUUGGUCCCGAACGAAAUUACCGUUGACAAGGAAAAAGCCUUAUGGCUCCACCUAUACGGGAAAGAAUUUCCGACUAAGACUAAAUUUGCGUUUGAGUUGGGAGACACCGUCAGAGUCAGCCAAGUUGCCCAGGUCUUUGGCAAGGGCUACAAACCCCAAUACACAACAGAGUGGUUUGUGGUUGCUCAUCGUCGAAAUACCAAACCACCAACGUAUAAACUACGAGACGAGCACGGGGAGCUCAUAGAGGGAAGUUUUUAUGAAGAGAAGAUGCAACGAAUACAGCGCCCGGAUGAUAAGACCUCCUUCCGCGUUGAUGUUUUGAAAAAACGCCGGCGAAAAAAUAAAACCGAAUAUUUUGUCCAUUACGUCGGUUGGCCGGCUCGUUUCGACGAAUGGGUGACAACAGAACAACUCGAAAAGGCAUAAACGAACAUGUGGGGAGCACAAAAACUGAACGAUUAGCUCGAUAGAAAAUGACGAACCCAGACAACAUUGUCGCCGGAGGCGUGUUUGACGCUCGCAUCAAGCGUGACUUUGGUAUGAUUUGUGUCGGCCCUCCACUUGCGGGAAAGACUUUCUUUGUACGGCAACUCCUAAAAAAUGCUAGACGAGUCGUCGAUGGGCCUUUCGAUUAUAUACGUAUAUUGGUUCUACGGGGAGCCGUCGAAAACAGUGACCGAGCUGGAAAGGGAGAAUACAAUACGAACAGUGGAGGGCCUCCCAGAAAAUCUAGACGAAUACAUCCACGUCCGAGAUCCCCACACCGGCGAGCGCCAGCACGGGUUGCUAAUUUUCGAUGACCUUAUGCAGGGGGUCAGCAACAGCGAGGAAAUCAGUCGUCUGGUGACAAAGAAAUGUCAACACGGAGGCGUGAGUUGGAUUGUGCGCAUGCAAAACCUAUUUCACCAUGGGAAAACAAGAGUAACGAUGCUUAGAUGUUGCCACUAUCUAGUUCUCUUUAAAAGCCCGUUAGACCGGUCGGUUGGACAGCAUUUGGCGAGACGCAUUCUUCCGAGCAGGCCGGAGACAUUCGUUAGAAUUUACGAAAGUGCAACGCAGAAGCCAAACAGUUACUUGUUUAUAGACGGGCACCAGAACACCCCGGAAGAAGCUCGUUUUCGCACAGACAUUUUUGGAGAAGACUUUCAGAACGCUUUUGUUCCGCACGCAAAAAAGGGCGGUGGAGGAGGGAAAAAAUAAAGGCAUCUCGAUAUUGUGUCCAAUAUAACGCCUGUUGUAAACGUACAAAUUAGAUACCUACUUAUAUCUUAAUGUUUGAUGGAGUUUAAAAUCAAUCUUAAUGUUUCGUGGAGUUUUUGAUCAAAUAAUGGUUGUCGUCGUUAGUGUCAUAGUCUGAUCGUGUUGAGCGACUAAGUUCUUCAAACUCUCGAUAUUGUGACCAAUAAUAUAUAACGCCUGUUGUAAACGUACAAAUUAGAUACCUACUUAUAUCUUAAUGUUUGAUGGAGUUUUAAAUCAAUCUUAAUGUUUCGUGGAGAUUUUGAUCAAAUGGUUGUCGUCGUUGUGAAAGUAAAUUAUUAUGUAUAGGCCUCUACAUAUUACAUACCGUGCACAAAAAAAAAUAAUCAUGUAUAAUCGUUCCCCGGCAAUGGGGAGCCUGAUAACUUUAAUCUUUCGACAUCAUUCUAUACGUCCUCGAAAGAGGACCAUACGCCGGGCGUCUUGUGAAAUUGAAAAUCUUACUCUCGCUCCGAUACUGUAGUAGUAGGAUUGGUACUACUGAAAAUAAAACGAAACUAGCCGAAGAGAGC